Molecule: messenger RNA, 942 nt
Organism: Micromonas pusilla CCMP1545
Lineage: Eukaryota; Viridiplantae; Chlorophyta; Mamiellophyceae; Mamiellales; Mamiellaceae
Exons: 2
Coding region: 92-892 (266 amino acids)
Molecular function (GO): calcium ion binding
Source: RefSeq, a predicted model, not a curated record
UUGUUAGCCCUACCUCCAUAAAAAAAGAUCAGAGAAUCAGGGCGGGUGGGGCAGGCCCUGUGACUGCGGUGUGUAGACUAGUUCAGUGCGCAUGGUGGCUUCACGUCAAUCGUUGAGUGAAGCACGUUUUCUUGUGCACCCAAAUAUCCUGAACGAGGUUUUUGAUGUCGUGGACGUUACGGGCAGAGGUUCAAUAACCGUGCACGACUUCAUAGUGGCUUUACGAACAAACCCGGUGAUUGGGCACCUACUUGACCGAGGUACAAUAUCUGGCCAAAUGGAGGACUCAGGGAAACUAUUUGAAAAUGUAUUCCAAAGGCUUGAUUGUGAUUCUAUGAAGAGAGUAAAUGCUAGUGAUUUCCAGGGUUACUUUAGAACAGAAACAAACUAUCAAGAUGAUGCAGACUUCGCGCACUCCAAGUUGUCCCCUGGAACAAGAACGUCUCACUCAAGUCAGCCAAAAACUAAAGCAGAAGUUUAUUUCAGUGGUUGUUGUCCAGGUAGACGAGGGCGGUAUGGAACCACUGGGCGAAGAGAUGAUCCCCGAGCUUCCCGAGGCACGAUUUCUAGUCACGCUGGCUCACAUUUUUCGGAAAUGCAGGGAUUUCCUAAGAGUAAUUUUCAAGAGCAAAGUGUUAAGGGCGAGUCAACAAAUUCAGCACCUGCUAUACCUGAUAAUUGUGUCAGCUUUCAAGAUGAGAAGGAAAGCCUUCGCGCGCAACUUCGCCACAAAGAGAUUAAAGUAAGAGCUAUCGAUAAUCGGCUUGGAGCAGUUGAGAAAGAUAUUAUGCAACUGCAUCUAGAAUACAACCUCCAAAGUCUUAAGCAGGACAUGCUUGUCCAUAUGUGGUCUAUGCAUAUGCUUGACGCUGAUCACGAAGAUGAGAACUGAUUUGCAGUGAUACGAUUUUUUCUUGAAAUAUAUAUAUAUAUAUGUGGCGC